Rhinopithecus roxellana (golden snub-nosed monkey) is the source of this 1325-nucleotide messenger RNA. It is a transcript of the gene VENTX, whose product is annotated as VENT homeobox. Gene Ontology annotation, molecular function: RNA polymerase II cis-regulatory region sequence-specific DNA binding; DNA-binding transcription factor activity, RNA polymerase II-specific. The record is from RefSeq and is a predicted model, not a curated record. Gene Ontology annotation, biological process: regulation of transcription by RNA polymerase II. The transcript is spliced from 3 exons. NCBI's taxonomy places the organism in Eukaryota, Metazoa, Chordata, Mammalia, Primates, Cercopithecidae. The coding region runs from base 463 to 1242 and encodes 259 amino acids.
CCGCCCUGACUCUCCCAGCCUGAAGCCUGCUCGCCCUCGGAUGUCCGGGCUGGGCACAGGCGCCAGCGUCCACCUGGAGAGGAGAGGUCGCCCAGCACCGCUCAGGACAGGCCCGAGUGGGAGCGGGACCCUCCUACCUUCCAGCAGCCUCGGCCCGCGGGGUGGGGGUUGGGAGAGAUGAAAGGAGGUGACCGAUCCCGAACCGUCACCUCUCCAUUAACCAGGGCCCGCAGCCCCGCCCCUCCCCCAGACAUCGAGGAGCCGGGGAGGUGUGAACGGUCUCCUUUGUGCCUCUGAAUCGAAGGCAAUUAGGCCCUGCUUAUCUGGGCAUUAGCCGUGUAUGCAAAGCGGGCUCCCGCCCCCUCCUCCCGGGCUUAUAAACGCCGCCGCCCGGCGAGGCCGGAGGUGGAUCCUGCGCCUGGCCAGCCCCACCCGGCCUUCCCUCCGGCCCACCUGACCGCCAUGCGCCUCUCCUCCCCACCUCGUGGCCAGCAGCAGCCCUCUAGCUUUGGCUCUGUGGACUGGCUCUCCCAGAGCAGCUGCUCAGGGUUGACCCACACCCCCAGGCCUGCCGACGUCUCCCCGGGGAGCCUCCCUGGCCCGGGCCAGAUAACCGGCGCCCGGGAGCCCCCUCAGGCCAUCGGCAUCAAGGAGGCCGCCACGUCCUCAAAUCUGCCUGCGCCGGAGAGGACCGUGGCUGGGUUGAGUAAGGAGCCAAAUACCUUGCGGGUCCCCCGUGUCCGCACAGCCUUCACCACGGAGCAGGUCCGCACCUUGGAGGGCGUCUUCCAGCACCACCAGUACCUGAGCCCUCUUGAGCGGAAGAGGCUGGCCAGGGAGAUGCAGCUCUCAGAGGUCCAGAUAAAAACCUGGUUUCAGAAUCGCCGGAUGAAACACAAACGGCAAAUGCAAGAACCGCCGCCGCACAGCCCCUUCUCGGGGUCUCUCCACGUGCCCCCAGCUUUCCACUCACCGUCUUCUGGCCUUGCCAGUGGCCUGCAGCUGCUGUGCCCUUGGGCACCCCUGCCUGGGCCCCAGGCUCUGAUGCUGCCCCCUGGCUCCUUCUGGGGUCUCUGCCAAGUGGAACAAGAGUCCUUGGCCUCUGCGGGAGCUUCCUGCUGCAGGCAACCUCUGGCGUACCAGCCCCCAAUCCCAGGAAGUGGCCUGCCUACACCGGGACCAGCCCUGUCCAAGGGGCCCUGGGGCCUGUGUGCUCUGCCAGAGACAGGGGAUGCCUUUUGAGGAAGCGCCUCUGACUCCCUCCCACCCUCACAGUCUUGCUGAUUGCACCUGGCUCCUACCUGGAGGACUCAGCUGUUCUGUUU